Molecule: messenger RNA, 945 nt
Organism: Dendronephthya gigantea
Lineage: Eukaryota; Metazoa; Cnidaria; Anthozoa; Malacalcyonacea; Nephtheidae
Product: anaphase-promoting complex subunit 10-like
Exons: 1
Coding region: 64-627 (187 amino acids)
Biological process (GO): protein K11-linked ubiquitination; anaphase-promoting complex-dependent catabolic process
Cellular component (GO): anaphase-promoting complex
Source: RefSeq, a predicted model, not a curated record
GGGGAGAUAAUUGGUGAAAAAACGGGGGGAAUUCCCGAAUUGAUAACCAGCGAUAUUUCCAAUAUGGCGACCGAGGAAGCUGUUGUCGAAAAUGAAUCAAAAGUCAUUCUUUUGCCCACGUUAAACGAGAAACUACGCGAAAUCGGUCAUCAGGCUAUCUGGUCUUUAUCCUCCUGUAAGCCAGGUUUCGGCGUUGAGCAACUGAGGGACGGAAACUUGGAUACAUAUUGGCAAAGUGACGGACCUCAGCCUCAUCUUGUUAACGUGAAGUUUCGGCGCAAAACGUUGGUUCAAAACGUUUGUAUCUUUGUGGAUUACAAGUCAGACGAGAGCUACACGCCCAGUAAGAUUUCCAUCAGGGCUGGGAACAGUUUGGAUAGUUUGAAACAAAUUGAUAUCGUGGAUUUGGAGGAACCCAGUGGUUGGCUUGUUGUUCCGCUUGGCGGCGCCAGUGAGAAGCCGUUGAAGACUUUUAUGAUUCAAAUUGCGGUGUUAACGAACCAUCAGAACGGACGAGACACGCAUCUAAGACAGAUCAAGCUGCAUGCGCCUGCUAAUGCAUCGACUGCGCAGAAAAUACAAAAUUAUACAACAGUGGAAUGUGCCAUGUACAGCACUAUUAGAUAGACGUUCUCAUUUGAUUCAAUGGAUUAACACAGUAUAAGGAAUAUGCAUUAUAUCUCAAAUCAUUUUCCAGCCUUAUUCUCAUACCCAUUACUCUGAUGAGUGAACUGCAAAUUAGGACUGUUGUAUGACCUGGGGGUCGGUGAUUUGCCUAUUAAACAUUUAUAAACCAUGGAUGCUUAAUAGGGAUUAAACAUUCAUUUUGUUUAAAAUUAUUGAUUGAACAAACAACAAAAACACUGUAAAUAUCAAUGCUUUAUUAUUAUUUUUGUUAUGGUAUUCUAAAUGAUACAUUUAUCUUAUUAUACAAUUCAAAUUCGA